Chironomus riparius is the source of this 1427-nucleotide messenger RNA. NCBI's taxonomy places the organism in Eukaryota, Metazoa, Arthropoda, Insecta, Diptera, Chironomidae. The record is from the annotation of a GenBank genome assembly.
AUGGUUACAAAAAAAACUUUAAUAAUUUUCGCUUUGUCAAUUUUAAGUUUGGUCAAAAGUCACGCAAUUUUCGUCGAUGAGUUUCUACCAAUUCAGGAUGAAUUGAGUUCUAACAACAUAACAUCAGUAAAUGUGGCUUGUACAAUCGAUAUUCACACACAAACCGGAACUCCACAGCCAGUUUUUAUUCGACCAAGUACAUCUCAAUUCUUCCUUCCAGCAAAUCGUGAUGGACAAAUUCAACUAUCUGUGAAUGAAGGAAUUGAACUUUGGUGUUCUGGUGCAUGGACAUCUCCAUCUGGGGCUCCAAAUUCAAUUACAGCAACAUGUGUCAGUGGACAAACAUUUAGAUAUAACAAUGCAAAUUUGAGCUUUAAUUCAUUUCGCUGCCAAGCAUGGCCUCAAUGGACAACAAGAAGAACGACAACGAGAUGCUUCAGUGGUGGGAUUUUAGUUGACGUUGGAUUCCAAAUAGGAACUCGAUGGCUUCAUCUUUACACUGUCUGUCAUGAUUUAGUUUUUGAAACAAAUUGGUAUGUUCAUUACGCUUUUUCACCAGUCUCUGCUGCAAAUCAAAGAAAUGUUGCACGUCCUGCUUGGACACAAACUGGCUUUUAUACAGCUUCUAAUGUCAAUCACCUCUAUACAAGACCGCAACACAGAAUAACAAUUGCAAACAUUUUGGGAGAUCAAGCUGCUGCAGACAGAUUCAUUGAAUCUGAACCAAGUGAUUUCUUCUUUGCACGCGGACAUAUUGCAGCAAUGACUGAUUUUAUCCUAGCCUCUCAACAGCAAGCAACAUUCCAUUUUCUAAAUGCCGCUCCACAAUGGCAAACAUUUAAUGGUGCCAAUUGGGACUCUGUUGAAAUUUCAUCAAGACGCUUAGCAUCGGAUCGUGGACUUAAUUUAGAUGUUUAUACUGGAACAUUUGGAAUCACAAAUUUGUGGAACACUGCAGGAGUCAGAAGACAAAUUUUUCUUGAUUGGCCAGCUGGAAGAAUUCCAGCUCCCCAAAUUUACUACAAAAUUUUGAUCAAUCAAGCUGAUUUGAGUGGGGUGGUAUUGAUUGGUGUCAACAAUCCAUGGCUUUCACAAGCUGAGAUCAAUAGCCUUGGAUACGUCAUUUGUCCAGACGUAAGCAGUCAGAUUUCCUAUGUUUCAUGGUCACGAACAAAUUUACAACGAGGAUUUGGAUAUGCAUGUGAAGUUCACGAGUUUUCAAGAGUUGUGCCACACAUCGAUGCUAUCAGAAACAUCAGAUAUAGAUUAUUAGUAUAAAACUUUUGUUUUAAAAAUAAACAAGUGUUUUGUUAUCAAAUUGAGUUUUAAUCCAAUUUUCGGAUGUGUUUAAUUAAAAGAAAUUCUUUAGUUUUGUUUUGGCAACUCAAAAUAAAAAUAAUGUUUGAUGAGCAUUUAAUUUUUUUAGG